Molecule: messenger RNA, 249 nt
Organism: Opisthocomus hoazin
Lineage: Eukaryota; Metazoa; Chordata; Aves; Opisthocomiformes; Opisthocomidae
Source: RefSeq, a predicted model, not a curated record
AUGUCUUCUGAAGGCUUUCUGAAGGAAAUGCAAACCAUUGGUGAGAAGUUUCUUGUUAAGCUCCAGAAACUGCCCAAGGCUGAACCAGUGGAGAUUGUGUCCUUUUGUGUGGUUCUUCUGUUUAUUGUUACUGUUCUGGUGCUCAUGAUCAUUGCCUGCAGUUGCUGCUGCUAUAGCUGCUGUAGCUGUGACGGACGUCCUGACCACAGACGUAGGAAGAUCCAAGUCCGCCCAAUUGCGCAUUCAUGA